This is a messenger RNA of Rotaria socialis, 1170 nucleotides long. NCBI's taxonomy places the organism in Eukaryota, Metazoa, Rotifera, Eurotatoria, Philodinida, Philodinidae. The record is from the annotation of a GenBank genome assembly.
AUGGCGUCAUCAAAUAAUGCACCUACAUCAAACCGAAUUACCAACAACUACUUCUUCUAUGGUACGCAUCCAUUGAAAGUUCCCAACAGUGUUCCACAUUCGAAUUCUGCCGAUCAAUUGGCAUCAUCAUUAUCAUCAUCGGAACAAAAUGCACAUCAUUUAUCGCUUCAUUUAACAAAUAGUCAUAAGAACUUUUCGCCAACAUCAGAUUUACAAACAACUCAAUCAUUACGUCAAUUUCCGCAAUCUUCACGAGACGAAGACGAAAUGAGCGAGAUAUUUGAAGAUGCCGUCGAAAGUUUUGACGAUGAGAACAAUAAAAGUCACAAAAAUAGACGACGAUCAUCAUCAAAACAAAAUGAAAUACCACAACUUGAUUUACCCACAGUGUUCGCUGAAUGUUAUCAGAUUACAAAACUCUUUCUCGGAAAUCAUCUCAACGAAGCACUUGCAAAAACCAAAGCAGAGGAAACCCGAUCAUUCUAUCAUGGUCUAUGUCAUAGUACAACUAGUUUUUUACAUGCAGCCAUGACAUUCAAUCAAACCGAUAUUGAAGCAGCAAUUCACGCGUUACGACAUACAAGUAAUAUGGCUAAAAAAUUUGAACCUUAUCGACCAUGGAUACCAUUUAAUCUUACCGGUAGACCGACUAUGACUGAACAUGAGUUACAUGCUAAAUUAGUCUAUGCCGAAGCAUUACUGAUUCGAGCUCUAUUAACAUUUAUUCAAGAUCAGAGUUUAUUUAGUCUUAUAAGUGGUGCAUUGAAAAUAAAAGAAUGUCAUGAUCUAUUCUUGAAAUUAGCCAAACAAAAUGAUCCGUCCAGAUUUUCGUCAAGUUCAUCUCAUGAGCAUUUCGAUAGUGGAGUUCGAUUAGGCAAUGGUGCAUUUAAUUUGAUGAUAUCCAAUCUUCCACAAAGAUUUAUCAGAUAUCUUGAAUUUGCAGGAUUUUCAGGGAAUAGAGAAUUUGGCCUGAGAGAGCUAGAGAAAAGUGCUGCUAGCGAUGGAUUACGAGCCGCAUUUUCAGCUUUACUUAUGCUUAGUUAUCAUACAGUUGUACUACAAGUCUUAGGGAAUUGUGAUGGCGAUUUUGAAACUUGCCAUAUGUUAGUCGAACGUUAUUUAAAAAUAUAUCCUGAUGUAAGUAUUGCAUUUAAUAGAUGUAUUAUAUAA